Molecule: messenger RNA, 1559 nt
Organism: Hipposideros armiger (great roundleaf bat)
Lineage: Eukaryota; Metazoa; Chordata; Mammalia; Chiroptera; Hipposideridae
Gene: XKR9
Product: XK related 9
Exons: 3
Coding region: 275-1393 (372 amino acids)
Cellular component (GO): membrane
Source: RefSeq, a predicted model, not a curated record
GUGUUGUCACCUGUAAUGAAGAUCACUGUGAAACUGAAGAGUAACUAAAGCCUUGUAACACUGGACCUACAUUUGAGAUUUAGAAAAGAAAGUUAAAGUUAGUCAUUUUGAUUGUAGUGUUCUAAUUUCAUAAUAUUUAUUCUCCCAAAUAGAUUUAGUGAGUAGAUUAAAAUUUAGUGCUAUACUAAAGAAUGCACUAAUAUUUUUGCUGGUAUUUUUUUUUCUUUUUGUAUGAGAGAAGAAAGUAGACAGCAGAUAGCUAUAGUGAUUCAUAAUGAAAUAUACUAAAUUGAAUUUUAUGAUGUCAGUUCUUGGCAUUAUAAUCUAUGUCACUGAUUUAAUUGUGGACAUCUGGGUAUCUGUCAGGUUUUUCCGUGAAGGACAAUAUGUUUUUGGUGCUUUAACAGUAGGCUUUAUGCUGUUUGGAACACUUGUGGUCCAGUGUUUUAGUUAUUCUUGGUUCAAGGCUGAUUUAAAGAAAGCAGGCCAAGAAAGUCAGCAUUGUUUUCUCCUACUGCAUUGCUUGCAAGGAGGAGUUUUUACAAGGUAUUGGUAUGCCUUGAAAAAGGGUUAUCAUGUGGUUUUCAAACAUAGCAAGACUGAUAACUUCAUAGGAGAACAAAUUGAUCUACGUAAAGAAGUUAUAGAUAGAGUGACUGAUUUGAGCAUGCUCAGACUAUUUGAGACCUACCUGGAAGGCUGCCCACAACUGGUUCUUCAGCUCUAUAUCCUUCUGGAACAUGGAGAAGCAAAUUUCAGUCAAUGUGCAGCCAUUGGGGUCUCUUGCUGUGCUAUUUCUUGGUCGACUGUUGAUUAUCAAGUAGCUUUAAGAAAAUCCUUGCCUGAUAAAAAUUCCUUUAAUGGAUUCUGUCCCAAACUUAUAUAUCUCUUUUACAAGUUGUUUACAUUAUUAUCUUGGAUGCUGAGUGUUGUACUUCUUUUAUUCUUAAAUGUUAAGAUUGUUUUAUUUCUGUUGUUAUGUCUUUGGUUUUUAGGUGUAGUGUGGGCAUUUAAAAACCAAACUCAGUUUUGUGCUUCCAUCAGUAUGGAAUUCUUAUACAGGGUUGUUGUAGGGUUCAUUCUUACCUUUACAUUUUUUAAUAUUAAGGGACAGAAUACCAAAUGUCCAAUGUCUUGUUAUUAUACCAUAAGGGUACUGACCACAUUGGGGAUAUUGAUUGUGUUCUGGGUUUACCCACUUUCUGUUUUUAAUUCGGACUAUUUUAUACCUAUCAGUAUUAUUAUAGCUCUUGCUCUUCUCCUUGGAAUUAUUUUUCUUAUUGUUUAUUAUGGGACUUUGCACCCAAACAGAAGUGAAAAAAAACAAGCUGAUGAAAUUGAUGGAAAACGAGUGCAAAUCGAUUGUAGAAUGAAGUAUUUCCUAAUGGAAUAAGUUAUUCAUUUAUGGGAUGUGUUUUCUUAUUUUUUGUUUCAUUGGUUAGUAAAGAAAAUGUAUGUGUAUGAGUGUGUGUUGUUUUUUAUUUUUGUUUUUAAUUUGAAAUCAGUUCUGGUAUGUUGUUUAUGAAUGUGAGAGAGCAUAAUACUAUUUUUUUUUUAAA